CUCAGCUAGCUCAUUCACGGCCACAUGCUCUCAAAGUCACUGUCAGUUGGUGAGCAUUGCUCUUGUCUAAUAUCAUUUGAGUGCUACAAAAGCUGGAGCAGACAAAGGGGAAAGCUGAGAAGAGCUGGCUUGCGAAGAACAUCAUUUGAAGAGCUUACACCUGGACGACGGGGCAAUGUCAUGUGCAGAAUGGGGAGUGCGGGGUGCGAAGCGCACCUUUAGAAGAGCUUGACUCUGGGUGGAAAUGUGCUGAAGAUCGCAUAUGCUGACAGGCAUUUCGGGGCAGCUUGAGCAGUCAAAAAAAAGACAGGAGAUUAGCUUCUAGCUGCGGGAUCAGAUCCAUGUCAGCUUGAGGUGUCACGCUAGUCUGAGCUGCCUUCACAAACACGUGCCCAGUGUGAAAUGGGAUAGCAGAAACCAAUACUGCCUUUAUUGGGGCCUAAGCAGAAGCAAACUGAACCUGCAAAACGAAUCCAGCUUACUCCAGGGUCGUUAUGGAUAGCACGACUUUCCUAAUGCCCUACGCUACCGAGGUCGUGAUACUGGACCCCGCUCCUCGACGGGCAGAUGUAUCUAAAAACCAGCCAAAUCUGGUCCCUUCACAACCAAAUGCAAAGAGCAUCCCAGGCUCUUCGUCAGCAGCCCCCAAAGUCCCCCAGGGAAACCAAUGCCCUGAUGUUAUUCAGGAGUAUCACUUCUCCUACAGGAUCUUCGUCAUAGAAGAUGCAGGAGCUACGACCCUGUACACGCUAGCUGUGCCCCUGUCAGGGGCAAAGCCUGGGUAUCAAGCGGGCUGUGCGAGGUUGAGUGUUCACCAGCAAAGUGAACCGGAUGCACACAAUGGUCGGCACAUCUGGGAUGUCUGCGCGCUCAAGGAAGGACUGCAACCCAUUCCUGCUCCUGAUGAAGGCCCCAACUUUGGGAGACCUGGCGUCUAUUUGGUGUCUGCCUGGGAGGCCGAGCUGAGAGCGGAUGGGUCUUUCAAGGCCCAAAGGUCCCUAAAGAAUUCUCGUGACGCCUCCGCUCGAUUAGGGCCCCUGUUCCAGAUCUUUGGCGUCCAGAAUGACUUCGUUAUGCUUGAGAUAAAGUUGGCAGUCAAGCGAAGAUUCUCGCGGAAGAACUGGAACUAUUUCAGCAAUGAGCGGGCGCUUCAGCCUAAGACGGCACUAUUGGAGAAGGCGGAAAGGACGGGGGACCUGAUUUUGCUGGGCGAGGAGGGCGUAGAAGUACCGGCCCACUCGGCGGUCUUGGUCGAGAUUCCGUACUUUGAGGCGAAGCUCCGAGGAGAGUGGUCAGGAAACACAGCCUGGAAUCUGCACAACAAGCUGCGACUUGAGCUUCCAGCUACUGUCACGAAAGGAGCUAUUGUUGCCUUUCUGGACUAUGUUUACGGGGACACCCGUUCUGUCUUUAGGAUCGAGCCAACGUCGGGGCGGCUACUCCAGGACAUAUUGUCUCUGGCCGACGCCUGUGGGGUGCCCGCCCUCUGUGCUGACGUCAUCCAGAUGGUUCUGGUGACGUCAGCCAACAUGGACUCAUGGCUCGCGUGGCUGCUUAAGGAGCACGGCGUUGAUGCGAGCGCUAUCAAAAAGCAGGUUGUAAAGCCUCGGUUGCAAGCAUCCCGUGAGAACAAGCAGGACAUCAUUGACACAACAUUAUGA
Klebsormidium nitens is the source of this 1661-nucleotide messenger RNA. NCBI's taxonomy places the organism in Eukaryota, Viridiplantae, Streptophyta, Klebsormidiophyceae, Klebsormidiales, Klebsormidiaceae. The record is from the annotation of a GenBank genome assembly.